Messenger RNA from Oryza brachyantha (malo sina), 508 nucleotides. Its product is annotated as 50S ribosomal protein L18-like. NCBI's taxonomy places the organism in Eukaryota, Viridiplantae, Streptophyta, Magnoliopsida, Poales, Poaceae. Bases 53 to 397 code for a protein of 114 amino acids. Gene Ontology annotation, cellular component: ribosome. The record is from RefSeq and is a predicted model, not a curated record. Gene Ontology annotation, molecular function: 5S rRNA binding; structural constituent of ribosome. Gene Ontology annotation, biological process: translation. The transcript has 2 exons.
CGCCGCCGCCGUCGUCUACCCCCAUCGUCGACGAGCAGCUUAAUUGGCCGAUAUGGUCAUCCCUCCUCCAGCUAGGGCGCCUGCAAUCACCAAGUUCCUCAAGCCCUAUGUUCUGAAGAUGCAUUUCACAAACAACUUUGUGAGUGCGCAGGUCAUCCACACCCCAUCUGCCACGGUUGCAUGCUCGGCGAGUUCGCAGGAGAAGCUUCUUCGGCCAAGCAUGGAGUCGACACGAGACGUCGCUGCCGCCGCCAAGAUCGGGAAGCUUCUCGGCGAGCGUCUGCUGUUCAGAGGCAUCCCUGCGGUGUCCGUCUCCAUGGCAAGAGACCAGGUGUACCAUGGCAAGGUGAAGGCCGUCAUAGAUUCACUUAGAGCCGCCGGUGUGAAGUUGCUUUGACGGAAUGGAAGCCGACCAUCCGUAGCAUUUUUCCCUACUUGCAGUUCCUGUCAUGUAAAGAUGUUUUGUGGGUGCAUAAUGUCAUCCUCUGUAAUUUUAGUUUAGCUUGCA